Molecule: messenger RNA, 2027 nt
Organism: Acanthopagrus latus (yellowfin seabream)
Lineage: Eukaryota; Metazoa; Chordata; Actinopteri; Spariformes; Sparidae
Gene: sgcb
Product: sarcoglycan, beta (dystrophin-associated glycoprotein)
Exons: 6
Coding region: 71-1006 (311 amino acids)
Biological process (GO): muscle organ development
Cellular component (GO): sarcolemma; sarcoglycan complex
Source: RefSeq, a predicted model, not a curated record
CCCUCGACUCUGAAAAGUGGUCAAGUGGUACGUCCCGUGUCUCUCGGCAAGCAGGAGAGGGAGGGUCAACAUGGCGUCCGAACAGGAGAGCUCCAAUGGGCCUGUGAAGAAGUCCAUGCGAGAGAAGGCUAUAGAAAGACGCAGCAUCAACAAGGAACACAACAGUAACUUCAAAGCAGGCUAUGUACCCAUAGAAGAGGAACGUCUCCAUAAGACAGGGCUGAGAGGACGCAAGGGAAACAUGGCUGUCUGCAUCGUUAUCCUCCUCUUUCUCCUCGCCUUAAUUAAUCUAAUUAUCACUCUGGUAAUAUGGACAGUGAUCCGGAUCGGUCCUAAUGGCUGCGACAGUAUGGAGUUCCAUGAGAGCGGCCUGCUGCGCUUCAAACAGAAGGCGGACAUGGGCAUCGUUCACCCACUGCACAAGAGCACAGUAGGAGGUCGUAAGGACCAGGAUUUGGUUCUUGUCGGCAACAAUAACCCGGUUGUGUUCCAGCAAGGCACCACUAAGCUGAGCGUAGAGAAGGACAAGACGUCAGUUGUCAGUGAUGUUGGCAUAUCCUUCACAGACCCUCGUACACAGAACACGUUCUUCAGCACAGACUUUGAAAACCACGAGUUCCAUUUGCCCAAAGGGGUCAAAGUUCUCAGUGUUAAAAAGGCGUCCACAGAAAGGAUCACCAGUAGUGCUACAUCGGACCUGAACAUUAAAGGGGAUAGCAAGGCCAUCAUUCGUGGAAACGAGGGCGUCAACAUCAUGGGCCGGACUGUGGAGUUCAAAAUGGGUGGAGGCAUCGAGCUCAAGGCUGAGAACAGUAUCGUCCUCAACGGAUCAGUCAUGUUCAACGCCACACGCAUCCCUAAUUCGGUUGGAGACGUGUAUUUCGAUGAGGGUCUGGAAAGGUACAAGCUGUGCAUGUGUGCAGAUGGGACUCUGUUCCGUGUGCAGGUAAAAUAUCACAACAUGGGCUGCCAGACCUCAGAAAACCCAUGUAGAAAAGCUCACUAGGAGACUUAACUGGAAUCUGCUGUUACCAUCUCACUACAAUCUGUCACCACUGAAGUCACACUACAAAUUUUGUAGGACAUUCUGCAAGGCCAUUUAUCACAACGCACAUAAUAAUACCUCUGCAGUUCACCUGACUUGCUCUGUAUUCCUCAUUUUGUGUGCCAAAUUGUGUUACAGAUCAUCGCCACUUGGCCAAAGAUAUUAACAUAAGUAUUUGUAUUGUUUUUUAUAAAAUUUUAAUUGCCACGUCAGUGCGUAACAAUCCUAUUUUUAACAUCUUACUGUGGUUUAUGUUGCCCAUUGAUAGCGAUUAGGAGCUACAGUAUUUACUUUUCGCCUUACCGUCCAGUAUUACUAACUUACAAACCUUGAAGAGGGCUUGUGCAAGAUUUGAUUUGCUGUUCAUUGUUUCUGGCAGCUGUGUUUGAUAUUUUCUCUCUAAUAUUCACUGACAAGCGUGAGACACUAAAUGAUUACAGAGAUUUGUAUAUUAUUAAAUUUGAAAAGAUACAUUUUAAGCCAUCCAGUUAUGUUAAAGCAGAGUAGGUCUCCUGCACAUCUUGGACUGUCUUUCAUGCAUGUGCCAACGGAUUUACAAGGGAUGAUGUGGAAUAAAAUAUAUACUGUAUGUAAUAUUCUAAUUUUGUCGCAAAGCCUUUUUUACAGCGAAAUGAUAAGAUAAUGAGAAGCAGAACAAGACCGUGUGCACUAAGUUAUGCUACAGAUUAAUGCAAAUGUUCAUGAAUGUCAGGAAAGUUUAAAUCAUUAGUAACUUGGUUUAAAGCCUGUAUUGAGUGGUUUUGAAUUUUUGUGCAAUAUAUAUUAUAAAAGAUUUGACUUUCAUUUUGCUUUGGAUUGUCUUUUUUGUUUUAUAAUAGUGCCAAUGUUGAGAAAUGUCAUGAAGAGUGUUUUUGAUCAACUAAAUUAAAAAAACAGGGUGAUCAGCCUUGUUUGAAAAAAUUGUCCAACAUUUAAUUGCUGUUUGUUUCAAUAAAGAAACAUGUUGCUAUGGGAAACUUCU